AUGAACAAGCUUUUAAAAGCAAGUACUCGUGCAGCCAUUGUGGCUCCACGUUUUAUGGCCACAAGUAGUCAAGCACCAGAAGUCGGAGAUCGGAUCGGCCUUAAACCAACUGGUGAUCCGCACAAGUCAUUCUAUCAUCAGGACUUGGUGGUAACCCCAGCGACUGGAAGUGAGCUACGCCCAAAACCAGGUCCAAAUGAUGUGCUGAAGUUUGGUCAUCAUUAUGCCGAUCAUAUGUCCUUUGCCGACUGGUCUGAACGAGACGGCUGGACUCAUCCUCAGAUCACACCUUUGAGGAAUCUCAGUAUUCAUCCAGGUUCAAAGGUUCUGCAUUAUGCUACCGAAUUGUUCGAGGGUAUGAAAGCAUACAGAGGAGUGGAUAACAAGAUUCGGCUGUUCCGUCCAGAUAAAAAUAUGGCACGCAUGCGACGAACAGCUCAUCGAGCGGCGCUUCCUGAUUUCGAUACUGAAGAGCUGAUCAAAAUCAUUUGCGAUCAGAUCUCCCUUGAUCGGGAAUGGGUUCCAUACUCAUCAACGUCUUCGCUGUAUAUUCGACCUACGCUCAUUGGCACCGAUCCUACUCUGGGGGUCGGUUUCCCGCUGGAAGCUAAACUAUUCGUUUUAACGGGACCGGUCGGACAGUAUUACUCGACUGGCUUCCAGCCUGUUCGCCUUCUUGCUGACCCUCAAUAUGUCAGAGCCUUCCCAGGAGGCGUGGGAGCCUACAAGAUGGGAUGCAACUACGCCCCGACGAUUUGGGUUGGAAAGGAGGCUGCUGCACGAAAUUGCCAACAAGUUCUUUGGCUCCACGGUGAAAAUGAAGAGGUGACGGAAGUGGGCACAAUGAACAUCUUUGUAUACUGGAAAAACGAUGAAGGAGAGAUUGAAUUAAUCACACCACCACUUGAACGAGGUCUUAUUUUGCCUGGUGUAACCCGUGACUCGUUACUGGAAUUGGCACGAGAAUGGGGAGAGUUCAAGGUUUCCGAAAAGUCAUUUACAAUGCAUGAUGUCAAGAGAGCCCUUGAUGAGGGUCGGUUGUUGGAAAUGUUCGGUGCUGGAACCGCCUGUGUUGUGUCACCCAUCGGACAGAUCCUUUACUUUAACCGUCAGAAGGGUCUCCAUGAAACCUGGGACGUGCCGACGAUGAAGAACACUCCAAAUCUUAUGCAACGGUUUUACGAGACCAUCAUCGAUAUCCAGUAUGGUCGGACUAUGCACCCGACAUGGACGAGAACGAUCUAA
Messenger RNA from Haemonchus placei, 1245 nucleotides. The record is from the annotation of a GenBank genome assembly. NCBI's taxonomy places the organism in Eukaryota, Metazoa, Nematoda, Chromadorea, Rhabditida, Trichostrongylidae.